Cylicostephanus goldi is the source of this 321-nucleotide messenger RNA. The record is from the annotation of a GenBank genome assembly. Lineage: Eukaryota; Metazoa; Nematoda; Chromadorea; Rhabditida; Strongylidae.
AUGUCGUCUUCAAGCCGCCUGGACAGCGAUUUGACAGUUUGCUCUUUCUUGGAAAAGCUGAUUUCCAUAAAGACUGGUGACUCCGGUCAAGCAUUCGAAGUUGAUGCUAAGAUUCGUAAGCAAAUCUCCAACAUGAUUGGGGUCAUAGCUGACUGGGAAAGUAUCCAGCAGAAAUUCGUUCGUGAUGCGGUUCUUUGCAUCUACGCUAUCUCCAUCGUUCAACGAUCUCUCGAACUGGAUACUUCUAAAAACGAAACUGUAUGCGCACUAAAUCUUGAUGUCAUUCCUGAAGCCAUUCCUGACUGCUCUGUCACGGAAGCG